Heterocephalus glaber (naked mole-rat) is the source of this 2119-nucleotide messenger RNA. It is a transcript of the gene Aqp10, whose product is annotated as aquaporin 10. Lineage: Eukaryota; Metazoa; Chordata; Mammalia; Rodentia; Bathyergidae. The record is from RefSeq and is a predicted model, not a curated record. Gene Ontology annotation, cellular component: plasma membrane; basolateral plasma membrane. Gene Ontology annotation, biological process: water transport; glycerol transmembrane transport. Gene Ontology annotation, molecular function: glycerol channel activity; water channel activity; urea transmembrane transporter activity.
UGUCUCAGCAACGAGAGAAGCGACCAGCACACCCCAGGAAGCGGCGAGCUGCAGCCCCAGCGGGCCAGCCUGAGCCCCUCUCCACAGAAAGCGGCGAGAAGAAAAAGAGGCGUCACCCCGGCAACCAUAAGGAAUUCCGGGAGGGAGCGGAGGUCGGACCCUGGCGCUGGGCCGAGUCCGCCAAGCCUCGGAGACCCAGGGCGCAUGCGCAGAACACGCCCGGGCGCCUCUGCGGCUGCUGAGAGCUGCGCUGGAAACCAAUCAGAACAGCGCUGUUUUCAGUUCUUCAUCCACAUCUGGCGAAACCAAGCGAGUCUUUGAUAGAGCUGGGGAUCAAACUCAGGACCUUGUGCUUGCCAGGCAGGCGCUGGCACCACUGAGCUAAACCUGCGGCCCUGUUGCUUCUUGAUAUUAUCUCCUGUGCUGCUGGGGUCCUAUUCAGAGACUGUCGAGGACCAGAGAAUUUCAUUGGCCUCCUCUGUGAACACAAAGGAGAAAGGCUGCACUCCAGGGUGACUGCAUGUUAGGGAAAAGACAAGACAGCUGAGGUCGGUUACCAGAGACUGUACUGAUGGACACUGGAACCCAGAGGACUCCUGUGUUACUCUGAUUGCUUGUGCCUGUGUUCAGGGACUUGGCACCAGGGAAAGCCUGGACUGGAAGAAGACUGAACAGCAAGCCCCACCAGGAGAGUCAGAAGGGAAAGUGCCUGACCAAGAAGGAGAACGAACCUUUCACCCAAAUGGAGAAACUUUGGGAACCCUGCCAGUGUGGGGCAGUUUUGUGUCCUUGGAGAAAAUGAACAGAAGUCGUGGCUGUGGGCCUAUGCAGACACCAGCAGCAGUGAGCAGCGACAGGGCGUCCCCACCAUGGCCUGCACUGAGCCCCUGGCUGGAGCCAGGGCCCACCUCCGGAUCCGCAGCCUCCUGGCCCGACAGUGCCUGGCAGAGUUUCUGGGUGUAUUUGUGCUCCUGCUCCUCACGCAGGGGGCAGUGGCCCAGGCUGUCACCAGUGGAGAAACCAAAGGCAACUUCUUCACCAUGUUUCUGGCUGGCUCUCUCUCCGUGACGAUAGCCAUCUAUGUGGCUGGCAAUGUCUCAGGAGCCCACCUGAAUCCAGCUUUCUCGCUGGCCAUGUGCCUCCUGGGACGCUUCCCCUGGGCCAAGCUCCCCAUUUACUGCCUGGUGCAGCUGCUGGCGGCCUUCUGUGCCUCCGGAGCCACCUACAUCCUCUACUACGACGCCUUGCAGAACUACACAGGUGGGAACCUGACGGUGACGGGCCCCAGGGAGACAGCCUCCAUCUUUGCCACCUAUCCUGCUCCCUACCUAUCCCUGAACAACGGCUUUCUGGACCAGGUCAUAGGCACUGCGAUGCUGAUUGUGGGGCUCCUGGCCAUCCUGGACAGACGGAACAAGGGCGUGCCUGCAGGACUGGAGCCUGUGGUGGUGGGGCUGCUGAUCCUGGUCCUUGGACUCUCCAUGGGUGUCAACUGUGGGCUUCCACUCAACCCUGCCCGGGACCUGGGACCACGGCUCUUCACCUACGUGGCUGGUUGGGGCCCUGAAGUCUUCAGUGCUGGCAACGGCUGGUGGUGGGUGCCCGUGGUGGCCCCUCUGGUGGGGGCCACUCUUGGCACAGGCACAUACCAGGUGCUUGUGGCUCUGCACCACCCCGAGGACCCCGAGCUGGCUCCGGAUCUGGACUCCUCCCAGCACAAAGCCUCAGGCUUGGCAAAACCUGCCUCACCUCAGACGCUGGAGUGUAAACUGUGACUCACGCGUGGACGCGAGAGCCACGACCCGCCUGCUCGCAAGUCCGACAUCGUUCAUGCGCAUGCAGACCCCGCUUACCCGCGGGCGGCCUUCCUCCUAACUGGGAAACGAGGCGGGAGGAGGUCGGGGGCUCUGGUCCCGUUCCCCUUUCUCAACCUCGGGGUCUCUGGGGAGGUAGCUGCUCACAGUAGCCGCCAAGGGGCGCAAGCCCCAGGUGCCGGCUCGGGAGGGCUUCGGGGUCGUGGAGAGCCGCGCGACCACCCUCGGGCGGGGCCGUGACCCUGCGGACCCCAAAGCUCAGGCCGGGCGCCGGCUCCCAGCGCCGGCCGCAGCCACCCGCGCCG